AUGUCUUUCUUCAACACAACCGCUCAUGUCUGCCACAGCUCAAAACUGCCGGAAGGCUCAACGAGGGAACAGGGAAUCGCGAUGCUGCAGGACUACGAGUUUUUCCUGCACUGUGAUCCCCAUAUGGCUAAAUAUGAGCUGGUAGCCGCAGAUGUGGAGGCGAACAUCCCAGACACUCUGAAGGCUCUGGGGGGAACAACUUCUUACAAAGUCACGGAUGUGGUCAACACACUCCCGGCUGGCCUCUGGGACUCCAACGUCAUCAGCCACUAUGAGUUCACAAACAUUGAGGUUGGGGUGUUUGUGCGCAUCAAGAGCCCGUUAUCUAUUGUCAUGGACACCAUCUGGGAGAUCAAGACGGGCGAUGAUGACAAGCUUGAGCUGGUCGAGGAUGUCUCCAUGCACUGCUCUCGAUUGCUGGUCGGCGUCGUCAAGUCUCAAUGUGAGAACGGAUGGCAGAAGAUUCAUGCAAAGAUGCUGGGUAGACUAAAAGAUAUUGUCGAAAAUAAACCGAGUAAUGGGGCGGCUGCGUAG
Molecule: messenger RNA, 534 nt
Organism: Phaeoacremonium minimum UCRPA7
Lineage: Eukaryota; Fungi; Ascomycota; Sordariomycetes; Togniniales; Togniniaceae
Exons: 2
Coding region: 1-534 (177 amino acids)
Source: RefSeq, a predicted model, not a curated record